CCUCCACUCUCUGGGUGUAGUCACACCUCCGCAAGAGCCUGAAACUGGCGGCGCAUCGCUAAAACCCGACACCCGGCUGCUGCGUCCGACAGCUCGGUGAGAAUCUGAAGCGUGUUCAACUUCUCGGCAGUCAGGCUGCAUUCUGGACCCGAACCAUCAUGUCUUCUAACUCCAACUUGACGAGCAUGCGGAGGACCGUCGAGCAGCUGAAGCUGGAAGCCAGCGUGGAGCGGAUUAAAGUGUCUCAGGCUGCAGCUGAGCUCCAGCAGUAUUGCCUUCAGAACGCCAGCAAAGAUGCCCUCCUGGUCGGGGUGCCAACGGGCAGUAAUCCCUUCCGAGAGCCACGCUCGUGCUCCAUCUUCUAAACACAAGGAAUGGAGGUGUUGGACUUCUGGAUCUUUGCCAUUAUGCAAACAUGGAGUUUUCCUUUUUUUAUCACAACUGUCUAUUUAUUAAUGAAUUCCCAACUCACUUUGAAGAACAUGCUUUAACCGGUUAUACUAUGUUUGUGUGAUUUUUAUCUGAUUUACAAGAAACGUGGAAAUCUGACUCUAUCUUGUGUUCAUGUCUGGUGAUUCAGGGUCAUAAUUCUGGUCUUAAUAUCCUUUUUGUGUGGACACUGCUGAAGGAAAACUGUGGCCAAAAACCAAAGCAGUAAGAAAUGUAGUCGAUCAGCCACGACAUGUUUUGUGUCAAAAGUUUGCUGCUUUAGUUUUGUGCUGGAGCUGUGAGGCUAAUGUAGCUAUAAGACAUCUCAAAUCAUACUGCUAUCUUUAAAAAUGGACGACGCAUUGCUGAAAACAGUUGCAGCAGCCAUCAAGAAGCCUUAAAGGCUCAUUUCCUAGGAAACUGAAUUUCUCUUUUUUUUCUGAAAUUAAAGAUUAAUUUCAAAACAUACUGUUCAUUUUUCAGUCCAUACAGUCCAUAUACGGAAAAUAAACCGCAGUUCUUUUGCAUUCAUUCAGCCUACAGCAGCUUAGCUCCGCCUAUUUAUGCUGAAGUUAUAAGGAGUGUUUCAGCCUGGACUGCUUUUCGAAUAAAGCACAAUACAGAAAAAGAAGAAUACAGAACAACAUUUACAUACAUCAGCUUUAAAGGCACAGUAACAAAGGCAGCCUCUUUAAUUCUAAGGCUGGCUUUAUGCAUUGAAACUUCAAAGCAAUUUAAAUCAAAGUUACAUGCAACACAUUCGAUUCCACUAGUUGGACAAAUUAGCAAAUUUUGUUACACCACAUCGUUCUCGCUAUAAAGUCAUUCGUGGGGUGUAAUUAUUACAUAUUUCCAGAAUUUUUAUCAUCUUCGUAUAUUUUUCCAGCUGUCAUUGCCGUUGCUUUUUUAACACAUAGAAACUCAUGUUUGUUGUCAUGGCUCAAAACUGACAACAUGACUGACCUUGAGUGAGUCUUGAGAGGGAGUCUUCUUUUCAACAGCCCAAUAAACCAUCUCUCCGCUAAUGCACUGAAAUCAGUUGUUUGACGUGAUCGUGUGAUGCGUUAUCAGUGUUUUGAUUGGCUGUUUCGUGAAACUUGUUUUGUUGAGACGUUUGAGAGUUUCAUGUGAGUUGCAGGCAGCUUUACAAGUCAAGUGCAAUUUAGUGCCAUGUAGGUUUUAAGCAACCAAAGUUGCAUGAAAGUUUUUGCAUGUUGGGCCAGGCUAAGGCAUACAGAAAGGUUGGAAAAUGGUCAUGUUUUUAGUACAUAAAACCCCACAAAUGUCAUAAUAAGAUCUCGAUAAAAAACGAGAAUGUUUUAAUUUUGCCUGUACAUUGUGCACAACUAAAGGAGCAAACUUCAGACACCAGAUGCAUCUUGGCUGUGCGGCUUUGUGAUAAGGGGAAAAUUGUGAACUGCUGAUAUUUCGCUAUUUGAACUGUUCCUUUAAGAUAUGAUUUCUUAGAAUGGUUUCAUUGUAACAGGAAAGUGCCAAGACACAAAAUCAAGAGAACGUGAUGUAAAUUUGCUUUGAUUGAUUGAUUUGAAUUGAUUAUUCAUUUCUGAGAAUGAGUGGACAUCUGUAGGCCUUAGCACUCCAAAUGACUUCUUCCUUGUGGAAGACAGAAGAGGGGAGGUAUUUCUGCUCUGAACAAAAGCUGACAAUACAUAAACUAAAUACAUUUGAAUCAUUGAAGUUGUAGAUAUGGAAAAACAAACAUCUUAAUAAAACUGAAAAUUUUCUCAUUUCCUAAUGAAGCUUCUUACAGUCAUUUAUAGCUGCCUCUGACAAACCUGCACAAUCUGGGCCAAGUUUCCCGAAAGCAUCUUAUUGUUAAGAACUGCUAGAGAGAGUGUUCAGGGUGAUGCUCGCUCUACCAUGCUAAGAUGCUUCUGAGAAACCCAGCCCUUGAGCAUUGUUGUAUUUCACUUUAAGAUGUUGGUGGUUAUCUCUGUGGUUUGAUGCUCCAGUGGACACUCGGCCCCAUCGGGACGCACCCACCCUCUCUGCAUAAACACUGUCCUGUGUUUACUUACAUUUGCAGGGUCUGAUUUCAUUAGCUUUAGCCCUGUCCAUUCCCUCCAUCCGGUCCACUGGCCUGUGGCUUCACUGCUGCGCUGGACAGUGACAAGAACAAGCAGAGCAGCUGGCACUAGAAAAAACGGCUGGCAUGGACAACAUACAAAGUGAAUUCUUAGGUUCUACUGUAUUUACAGUCUGGGUUGGGUCAAAAUUAUGGUUCAAGAUUAAAGGGCUCAUAUUCUA
Messenger RNA from Colossoma macropomum (tambaqui), 2697 nucleotides. It is a transcript of the gene gng10, whose product is annotated as guanine nucleotide binding protein (G protein), gamma 10. The transcript has 3 exons. Lineage: Eukaryota; Metazoa; Chordata; Actinopteri; Characiformes; Serrasalmidae. Gene Ontology annotation, biological process: G protein-coupled receptor signaling pathway. The coding region runs from base 159 to 365 and encodes 68 amino acids. Gene Ontology annotation, cellular component: heterotrimeric G-protein complex. The record is from RefSeq and is a predicted model, not a curated record. Gene Ontology annotation, molecular function: G-protein beta-subunit binding.